CUCACCAGGAGAGUCGCGAAACCUUGCCAUUCUCAGCCACCCAUCGCGGCAGUCGCAGCCAUGUCCUCACCGGUGAAAGUUCUUACCGUUGGGUCAGCCGUCGGCUGCAUCAAAGAACUUUUCGCCAAAAUCAAAGCCAUUGACGCGAAGCACGGCAAGUUCGACUUCGCCAUCUGUGUAGGAGACUUCUUCGGCGCGCCAAAAGACGCCACGCAAGACUACACGGAGGACCAUGAACUUAUACAGCUGCUGGAGGGGAAACUGGAAGCUCCUAUGGAAUGCUACGUCAUGCAGGGCGAACACCCCUUGCCGCCCCCAGUCAUUGAGAAGUUCGCGAAGACGGGCGGUGUGUUGAGCCAGAAUGUCUUCCUCCUCCACAAGUCCGGGGUGUUGAGCACGGCGCAAGGAAUCCGUAUCGCCUGCUUGGGCGGUGUGUACGACUCCAAUUUAUAUACGGCGUCUGAAACUGCCCAUGGGUUUACCUCGCCCUACUUCACGUCGCAAAAUGUCGAGAAACUACUUGCCAACACGAUGACCAGCUCCAAACCGCAAGAACGAAACUAUACAUCCCUCGCUUCCAUCGCAUCCGCAACCACCCCCUCCCAGCUCGUGGACAUCCUCAUCACUAACGCGUGGCCCGCUGGAAUCGCCCAUCUCUCCUCUGCACCGCUCCCCGCACCGGAGCUAUCUGCUAUCGGCGUAGAACCCGUCGGCGAGGUGGUGCGAAAGACCAAGCCACGGUACCACUUCGCCGCCGGGGGCGGCCAUCCGCCCAGGUUCUGGGAGCGGGAGCCGUUCCUGUGGGAGGACGAGAACGGGCGCGUCAGCAGGUUCGUCAGUCUCGGCGCGUUCGGCGGCGAGCAGCCAUCCGGGAAGAAGCAGCGGUGGUUCUACGCGUUUUCGAUAGCGCCGCUGUCGCCGACGAGCGAACCGCCGCCAAAACCCGCAAAUGCGACGCAGAACCCGUUUUUGCACCGCGCGCCGAAGCGUGCGCUUGCUAUGGAUUCUGGCGACGAUUAUCGGUGGGGUAACCAGCAACAGCCUGGGAAGCGGAGUCGGACGGAUGGGCCAUCCGACAAGCCACCACCAGGUUACAAAUGCAAAAUAUGUGAAUCCGCCGAGCAUUUCAUAUCCGAAUGUCCUGACCGGGAGAAGCCGCACGAGGGAUACAUCUGCCGCGUCUGCAACGAGCCCGGCCACUUUGUUCGCGACUGUCCUGUGAAGAAUGCGGUGGGCGAUACCGGCGGCAAAAAGCCCCGUGAGGGAUACGUCUGUCGCGCAUGCGGCAGUGAACUACACUUCAUCCAAGAUUGUCCCGUUGCCAAUCAGACAGGAGGUCGCCAAGGCGGCGGGAGACGAGCGCCGCCGAAACCUAUUGCGCCGGACGAGUGCUGGUUCUGCCUGUCGAACCCAAAUCUGGCCAAACAACUUAUUGUGUCCAUCGGGACGGAGUGCUAUGUGACACUUCCGAAGGGCCAAAUCAUUCCCACACACCAGGGCGCGAACCACCCGAACGCACCCCCUGUACCCGGCGGCGGGCACGUCCUCAUCGUGCCCAUCACGCAUUACCCUACGUACCUGUCCAUCCCGCCAGACUUAGCCGAUCCUAUUCUCGACGAGACAGAGAAGUACAAGACCGCACUGCGCGCGCUAUACGCCAAACAUAACGCGGUCGCAGUCUGCUUCGAGGUCGGGCGGAUAAGCGCGAAGGGCGGACACGCGCACGUGCAGGUCGUGCCCGUGCCGAGCAAGCUCCGGAACGCGGUCGAGGACGCAUUCCGCGAGGAGGGCCGCGCGCUCGGCGUCGAGUGGGAGGAGGACGCGGACGAGGCGCUGCGCGCGUGUGCGGGCGGGCGCGGGAGCUACUUCCGCGUCGAUUUGCCCGACGGGCGCAAGAUGGUGCACUUGAUCAGGGAGCGCGGGCCGUUCAGCAUCCAGUUCGGGAGACAGGUGCUGGUGUCGAUCCUGGGGAUGGCGGAUCGGUUUGAUUGGAAGGCGUGCACGCAGCCAGAAGAGGAGGACACGGAGGACGCGCAGGCGUUCAAAGCCGCGUUCUUGUCAUUCGACCCUUCGUUGGAAUGAUCGGUAGACCCAUUUGUACAUGUGUACUGCAUUGUUGCUAUCGUGUGCUUCAUAUGCGGAUGUUAUGAUAGUGCUCUCAGUCGGCAUGAAUGUUACAGUGGGAGAAAUAUGCUACAGAUCGCGGUAUAUAGGGUGCUACAUCUUAUACAAGAAAGCGAGUAUAACACGUUCACUCGAGCGUACUGGCUUCUGACAACGACCCCUCCUCUGAGUCGGGUUCUUCCGGGUACAUUUCGCCACUGGCAUCAGCAGGCUGGUCCAUGUCUUCCAUAUCCGCAUCGAGAUCCUGGUCCUCUUCUUCCUCCUCCUCAGUCGAGUUCUCGUCCUCAUCCAUAAGCGAGUUGUUGUCCCCAGUAUGUUCAGUGCCCUCCGAGCCCUCAGACGCGUCCUCCGCAUCGUUCUUCUCCUCGUGCUGCGUCCAGGUUCGGCCAAUGGGAAUGAGGUAGCUGUAUCCCCUGUUCUUAAUUUCGAGGGUCUGGUCGUCGACCGCAUUCUCCUCGUCGCUCAGCUCCUCCAUCUCGCGCCAGAGGUCGCGGUAGUUGAUGAACCGCUCCCGGCGCUGCAUCGACGGCGCCGGGGGGAUCGGGUGCGGGUGCGGCGGUAAUGGCAGCAGGCGCGGAAAUAUGGGACUGCGAGGCAGCACGGUUGGCGAAGCGACGGACAUGGUGGUGGUCGG
Trametes versicolor FP-101664 SS1 is the source of this 2758-nucleotide messenger RNA. RefSeq names its product nuclear protein. The transcript has 15 exons. The coding region runs from base 61 to 2082 and encodes 673 amino acids. Gene Ontology annotation, cellular component: post-mRNA release spliceosomal complex. Lineage: Eukaryota; Fungi; Basidiomycota; Agaricomycetes; Polyporales; Polyporaceae. The record is from RefSeq and is a predicted model, not a curated record. Gene Ontology annotation, biological process: mRNA splicing, via spliceosome. Gene Ontology annotation, molecular function: nucleic acid binding; RNA lariat debranching enzyme activator activity; zinc ion binding.